AUGCUUCCUCAAGUCAUGACAUUUGGCUCAGAAACCUGGACUACGACCAGCUUACUGGAGAGUAAAUUAGCACGUGCCCAGAGAGGAACGGAAUGGGUGAUGCUGGGAAUUAGCCUAAGGGAUAGGAAGAGGAUCCAGGCCGCAAUCUUUCUGGUGGCGGCAGUGGCAGUUUCCGCCUCAGCCAUGGGGGAGCAGGAGGAGGUGGACCUCGGAGUUGGCUUCUUUCAGGGACCUGACGAGGCCGACCUUCUCGUGCCAGAAGAGAGCCAACAGGUCUCAGUAGUGGCCGCGACGGAUCUCAAGCCGUCUGCUACAGGUUACGGAGGUGGAAAAGGUCACAAGGCCGACAAGGGAUAUAAGGGCUCGUACCAUGACAAGGCCGGCUAUAAGGGUCACAAGGGACAUAAAGCCAACAAAGGCUACAAAGGCAGCCACUACGGCGACCAUGGAAAGGCCCAGUACAAGGGAUACAAGGGCAACGACGGCAAGAAGUACAAGGGGCAUCACGACAAGCACAAGUAUUACGGUGAUUCUCACAAAGGCAAAAAGGGCAAGAAAGGUCAUCACUACGGAUCCAAGGGUCACCAUAACAAAGGUCACAAAGACAAGGGCCUCAAGAACGUCUACCACAAGGAGGAGUACCACCACAACAAGAAGUUCUACGACGACAGCGACAAGAAGAAGUACCACAGCAAAUACGACGACUUCGACGCCUACUUCAAGGGCCACAAGGGCAAGGACUACAAGGGAGGCCACUACAAGGGAGGACAUCACCACGACAAGCACGGCCACAAGGGACACCACGAGAAGGGCAAGUACCACGAUGACCACAAGGGCCACAAGGGCCACUACGGCGACAAAGGCCACUACGGACAAAAGAGUUCCUACGGCAAGAAGGGAGGACACAAGGGGUCGUAUGGCCAUGACGACCACAAGGGAUAUGGCCACGACGAUCACAAAGGAUAUGGCCAUGAUGAUCAUGGCCAUGGUGGAUAUGGCCACGACGACCAUGGUCAUGGCGGCGGAUAUGGCCACGACGACCAUGGUCAUGGUGGCGGAUAUGGCCACGACGACCACGGACAUGGCGGCGGAUAUGGCCAUGACGACCACGGUCAUGGUGGAUAUGGUCACGACGCUCAUGGUCAUGGCGGCGGAUAUGGCCAUGAUGACCACGGUCAUGGUGGAUAUGGUCACGACGAUCAUGGUCAUGGCGGCGGAUAUGGCCAUGAUGACCAUGGUCAUGGCGGCGGAUAUGGCCAUGAUGACCACGGCCAUGGAGGCGGAUAUGGCCAUGAUGACCACGGCCAUGGCGGCGGAUAUGGCCAUGACGACCACGGUGGUUACGGUUCUCACUCGAAAGUCAAGCCAGUCAUUGCCUCGCCCGCCCCCGCCAACGGCGCCAGAGCGAAUUCCUUCCUCAAACCACAAAGUUUCUAG
Molecule: messenger RNA, 1437 nt
Organism: Penaeus chinensis
Lineage: Eukaryota; Metazoa; Arthropoda; Malacostraca; Decapoda; Penaeidae
Product: glycine-rich cell wall structural protein 1.8-like
Exons: 6
Coding region: 1-1437 (478 amino acids)
Source: RefSeq, a predicted model, not a curated record